AUGCUGCUGUCCAAACCCAGCAGGAAUGGUUUCUGCAUCCUUCACAGAACACACUGGUAAGGAGCAUGGACUAUUUACAUCAACUCUGUGUUCUUGUGAAAGGACAUUUUGAUCUUUAACUUGCUAUACACGGUUGACAUCUUUCCUUUCUGUUUUCACCUCUCAAAAUCCUGACAUGGACUCAAAAAGCUGCUGCCUGUGGGGUUUUUGGCAAAUGAGUCAGGCCGAAAAAUUGCGAAAGUAAAUAAAAAACAAUAGUGUUUUUAUUGGAACAAUUGGCAAAUAGAGGGCAAGCUCCUAAGUGCAUAGGGCUCUUCUCUAAGGUAAGGAAGGCUUAGAGACACUAUAGUAGGAAAAGCUCUAGUGUGGAAAGUUGUUGAGUUUCUUAGGAAAUAAAAUUUCAUGGCUGACAUUCCUCCCUCAGAUUGUUUCUUGGUCCCAAAGAAAAGCAGAGAGGUUGAAAGGGGAAACCAAGUUUCCAACACACACAGGGAGAAAAGGCUUCUGUAAUUAAAAAAAUGCUGUAUUUUUACUAAUAAAAGUUCAUUUCAAGCUAAGGCCUUUUUGCUAUUCCUCCCUCUCUAGCUCUAUUCAAUAAUUUCCACUCAAAUUGGCAAUUUAAACCCCCCAUCCAGUCACCUGCUACCAAGUCUCUUCCUUUCCAGCAGGCAGUAUUGCCCCUAUGGCCUGAAAAGAAGCAAAAAGACCUUGCAAAAAGACCUUACCUGAACUUUCCUAAAGAGCCUUUCCGGAGUAUUUGUUUUGGCUCCUUACCCAGUUGUAUAUGGACUCUAAUCUUAUCUCCAAGUGCAUCACUUCCCUUUCAAUGUGACUUCUGCUUCUAUGAUCCUAGGCAAAGGAUCUAGGUAGGGAGACUCCUUUUAUUAGGUUUAUAAUUCCCUCUACCUUGCGUUGAGUGGAGGCAGGAGUUAAAGAUUAAUCACCGGUUGACCUGAGUGGAAAUAGGCUACCUAUGCUCUUGGUGUCUAGAAAUCCCAGCAAAAAAAUGUAAUUAUCUCAAUCUCACAGGGGGUUUUUUGGGGGGGUUUUUUAGGAUUUGUUUUGAAAAUCUGUGAAUUCAAAAUGUGGGAUGAUAUUCAACUAAAUAUUUGUGCUAGCGCAUGGAUUAGCUGUACCACAAUGGGAUUUCUACCUUCUCCCCACUCUGUCCCCCUCCUGCCAUCACAAAACCUGCUACAAAGGGUUAGGGGGAACCCCCAGAUCAGAUUUAGGGGGUGCGCAGAGGAAGAAGAGGUGGAGAAUGUCCCAAAUUCUUUUUCUGGACAGAAUGUUUUGCUUAGCACUACAUUGAGGACAACCCUUGGGAUUUAUUUCUAUUGAAAAAAAUGUUUAGGCUGCUUAAUUAUAAAAUUUCCUAGGUUGUACACACAAUAUUAUCAGUAAAACACAUGUAGAAUCAGAAUAUAGAUUCUUAUAGACUAUAGAAUCAGAAAAACUGUUUGAAGCAAAAAAUACAUAGCUAAAUGAUAUGUCUGGGUAGGCUUGCCGUAAUGAAAAAAUCAGCAGGCAUCUAAAACAUGGUGGUGAGGGUACCUGCCUAAUGAAUUGCUGGGGGGGGGGUAAAGGAGGCGAAUUUGGGAAGUAUAUGAAUGUUGCAGUUUCUGUGAGGGUAGCAGGUAAGGACAAUGAUCAGGUAGCUUUGCAGGGUGCUGAUAAUCUGCCCCACAGGAAUUGCCAUCCUGUUCUGACUCUUAAGAGAAGUGGCAGGCCUGUUUUUAUAAACAGUUACCAUAAGGCUCUAGAAAGCUUCCUUAUUUUAUAUGUCAGGUCUGGAAUUUGCCAAAUAACACGCUGCAUGUUGCAAUUGCAGGCACACACUCUUUUUUAGAAAAAGAGAAAGGCACCUUUGCCAAGGAGUUAAGAAUGGCAGCCUGGAAGCAGAACAAACUGCACUUGUUUUCCUUUCUGCUUUGGCAAACAUUUUCUAGGUUACUUGCCCACAGUCUUUCUUUAGGGAAGUUUAGGGAAGUUUUUAAUGUUUGAUCUUUGUAAUAUCCUGUUGGAAGCCGCCCAGAGUGGCUGGAGAGGCCCGGCCAGAUGGGCGGGUUAUAAGUAAUAAAUCAUCAUCAUCAUCAUCAUCAUCUUUUUAAGUUCCCUCCCUGUGUGUGAAGUGGGAAUAUUGCAUUUGUCAGGCAAGGUUGCUCUUAAGGGAAGGUACAGAUUCCUUUGAUUAUGUUGUUGGGAUCCUGGAAGACAGACCCUGCGCCGCCAUAGCAAAUUAAUAAUAAUAAUAAUAAUAAUAAUAAUAAUAAUAAUGGGCGGCUUCCAUAGAAACCAAAAAUACAGAAAAAUAUCAAAUGUUAAAAACUUCCCUGAGCCUUAAGAUGUCUUCUGAAUGUCAGGUAGUUGUUUAUCGCUUUGACAUCUGCUGGAAGGGCGUUCCACAGGGCGGGCGCCACUACCGAGAAGGCCCUCUGCCUGGUUCCCUGUAGCUUUGCUUCUCGCAGUGAGGGAACCGCCAGAAGGCCCUCAGAGCUGGACCUCAGCGUCCGGGCAGAACGAUGGGGGUGGAGACGCUCCUUCAGGUAUACUGGACAGAGGCCGUUUUCCUCCCCUGUCCCGCUCUGCAACUUAUUUCUGCAUUUUCUUCCCGUGUCCUUUUCCUGUAUGUCUCUUAAGCCUGCAGGUAAUGACACUGCUUAAAACUUCAGAAUCAUAGAACAGUGUUUUUUAACACGUCCGAAGUACAGUGGUGCCUCGCAAGACAAAAUUAAUCUGUUCCGCGAGUCUCUUCGUCUUGUGGUUUUUUUCGUCUUGCGAAGCACGGCUAUUAGCGGCUUAGCGGCUAUUAGCAGCUUAGCGGCUUAGCAGCUAUUAACGGCUUAGCGGCUAUUAACGGCUUAGCGGCUUUAAGAAAAAGGAAACAAACUCGCAAGAACUCGCAAGACGUUUCGUCUUGAGAAGCAAGCCCAUAGGGAAAUUCGUCUUGCGGAACGACUCAAAAAACGCAAAACCCUUUCGUCUAGCGAGUUUUUCGUCUUGCGAGGCAUUCGUCUUGCGGGGCACCACUGUAUAUGCUGUAGAUAUCUUCUCUUUUAAGGUUUUGGCCUGCUUUGGUUACAGGUUGAGAGAGAUGCCUUGGAGGCCCCACCCUCCAGCCUGCAUGGCUUGGACAACCUCUCGCAACCAUGGCACUUGGAACGAUGCUGGCAGCACAAGGCGCAGGGUCAUGGUAGCAGCAGGGGCCGGGCUGGGCCUAGGCACCAUCUUGGCUUAUGGAGAUCACCGUCGGCGGGUGAGUGGGGCCGCUUGGGGAAGUGGGAUGUGUAGUGGGUGUUGGAAAAUUCCACUCCACCUUUAGUUGCAGACAUGGAACUGUUGCAUGUCACGUGUCUGUUUACAUACCAGCACAGCUUGCUGGGAACUUCCGUUGCGUGUAUAGCUUUUGCUCUUUCCCUGUCUCUCAAAGAAAGCAAAGAGAGAGACAACAUGUUUCUUUGUCCUGAUUUAUAAUUAAUAAAUCCGUAGUUGUAGUAUGCUUCCACAAGCCUCACGCCUAUUCUGUGUGCGCAGUUCGCUCUGCUGACAUAGUAUGCCCUGGCUUUGAAGCCUGGGUUGCUGAUAUACGUCGGAGCAGCAGCCGAUGGGUCUUCGUAGCGGGACGGCUGGAAGGAGACAACCCAGCUGGCCUUGCGACCCUCUGCGUGCCGGCAGUGGGAUGUGAAGAGCUAAACGUUGAGAGCUGGGCUGUUGUACAAAAAAAGAUCUUGGCACUGUGCCUGAACUUAAACUUGCAAGCAGCAAGGUAGGAGAUGAUAAACGUAAGACUGCCAGUCCCACUUGCAGCUCCCAGAAAAUGGUAUUCCUGGGCUUAUUGCCUCCAACAGUGGAGAUAUAAUGUAGCCAUUAUAGCUUGUACAGUCAUACCUCGGGUUGAAGUUGCUUCAGGUUGAGCGCUUUCAGGUUGCACUCCGCGGAGACCCAGAAGUAAUGGAAUGCGAUACUUCCGGGUUUCGCCGCUCGCACAUGCGCAGACAGUCAAAAUGACGUCAUGCGCGGAAGCGGCAAAUCGCAACCCGUGCACGCGCAGACGUGCGUUGCAUUCGCUUCAGGAUGCGAACGGGGCUCCGGAACGGAUCCUGUUCGUAUCCAGAGGUACCACUGUACUCCAUUGAUCCUCCAUUAAUUUAUCUCAACCUUUUUGAAAGUCAUGGAAGUUAGUGACCAUCACUAGGCCUUAUGAAAACAAACUCCUGGAUAUAGCAAUGUCUGAGCGUCUCACCAGAUCCAGGAGGGGUAGUUAAAGGCCUAACAAAUAGAGACGCCUCCCAAGAAACGUGAACCCCUUUCUUUAACAAUGUUAAUGACCAAAAUCAAGACCUUCUUAUACCAACUGCUCUAUAUUCUCAGUGGAGGGGCUACGUUAAGUAAUAUGCAUGAAUGUGUAAGCGUAUGUCUAGAGACAAAGGAUGAAACACCCGCCCUUAGAUGUACUGCUGUUUCGUGGUUAUUGUGUUUGUAUUUGUUUAAAAACUGCUUAAGAAAAGGAAACAAACUCAAUAGUUCAACUGUGGUAUGACAGGCUUCUUGUGUAAAUAAGUGAGGCUCUUUGAUCAUGGCAAAAGGGUGCUCAGGUCUGCAAAGAGCCCCUUGUUUCUCCUUUCUUAAUGGCUUUCCCCUCUUGCUUCCCUACAGGCAGCUGAGCCUGAGACUCCAGCACCCGCAGCUGGAGCCCCAUUUCCGGUCUUUACCCGGAAGGAGGUGGCUCGCCACAACAGCGAAGAGAGUCGGGUGUGGGUGACCUACGGCAGCGACGUUUUUGACAUCACAGACUUCGUAGAGGUGCAUCCUGGAGGCAAAAGUAAGAUCCUCCUGGCGGCGGGGGGCGCUCUGGAACCGUUCUGGGCCCUCUACGCCAUGCACAAGCAGGAACACGUGCUGGAGAUCCUCCGCGGGUACAAAGUGGGGGAGCUGAGCCCCGAGGAGCCUCCGCAGCCAACCCCGGGAGACCCAUACGCCGAGGAUCCCCAGCGGCACCCCGCCCUGCGGAUCAACACCUUGAAGCCCUUCAAUGCAGAGACCCCCCCGGAGCUGAUUGCCGAGAACUACCUGACUCCCAACGCGCUCUUCUUCAAGCGCAACCACUUCCCCGUGCCCGUGGUGGACCCCGCCACCUACCGGCUGCAAGUACAGAGUUCCGGCGGGCGGACGAUGUCCCUAUCUCUGCAGGACUUGAAGAGGAGAUUCCCCAAGCACGAGGUGACCGCCACCCUGCAGUGCGCCGGCAAUCGCCGGUCCGAGAUGAACGCGAUCAAGAACACCAACCGGCUGGGCUGGGGCGUCGGGGCCAUCAGCAACGCGCGCUGGGGCGGGGCCCUGCUUCGGGAUGUCCUGGCGGAAGCCGGGUACAGACCCAGCGACGAGGGGCACGUCUGUUUUGAGGGACUGGACAAGGAUCAGAGCGGCACAGUUUACGGGGCCUCCAUCCCUUUCAAGAAGGCCAUGAGUCCCGACGGGGACGUCCUCUUGGCUUAUGAGAUGAACGGGGAGGAGUUGCCCCGGGACAACGGCUUCCCCCUCCGAGUCAUUGCGCCGGGGAUAGUCGGCGCUCGUAACGUCAAGUGGCUGGCCCGGAUCACGGUGGGCCCGGAAGAAAGCCAGAGCCAUUGGCAGCAGAAGGACUACAAAGGAUUCUCCCCUUCCGUGACGUGGGACAACGUGGACUUCUCCAGCGCCCCUGCCAUCCAAGAUAUGCCCGUGCAGUCGGCAAUCACCGAGCCGGGCCCGGGUGCCUGCGUCUGCCCCGGGGAGCUCACGGUGAAGGGCUACGCUUGGAGCGGAGGGGGGCGAAGGGUGAUCCGUGUCGAUGUUUCGCUGGAUGGUGGGAAGAGCUGGCACGUGGCCAAGCUCACCGGGAAGGAGCAGCUGCCUGGUCGAGCCUGGGCGUGGCAGCUGUGGCAGCUGGACGCCUGCGUGCCCGAAGGCACCAAAGAGAUGGACAUUGUCUGCAAGGCUGUGGAUGCCAGCUACAACGACCAGCCCAACACAGUGGCGCCCAUCUGGAACAUUUUGGGAGUGCUCAACAGCGCGUGGCAUCGGGUCCACGUCAUCGUGGGCGAGGAGUAA
This is a messenger RNA of Podarcis lilfordi (Lilford's wall lizard), 6087 nucleotides long. NCBI's taxonomy places the organism in Eukaryota, Metazoa, Chordata, Lepidosauria, Squamata, Lacertidae. The record is from the annotation of a GenBank genome assembly.